This is a messenger RNA of Malania oleifera, 594 nucleotides long. RefSeq lists its product as uncharacterized. The transcript is spliced from 2 exons. Lineage: Eukaryota; Viridiplantae; Streptophyta; Magnoliopsida; Santalales; Ximeniaceae. The record is from RefSeq and is a predicted model, not a curated record. Bases 1 to 594 code for a protein of 197 amino acids.
AUGGACCCAAGGAGUAGUAAUGCACAAGCUAGAGGUGACAAUGCAAGACCUUCCAGUAUAGGUGGCGGAGACCCUGAUGCAGUGCUACGUAGCGUCACCCAGCAGGUGAUGGCAAAGAUGGCUAGGAGUUUAGAAGAGCGGAGCUGCACAAUUGAGCAGUUCACGCAUAUGAAACCCCCGUCGUUUGCUGGAGGGGCUAACUCACUGGUAGCUGAAAACUGGGUCCAGGAUAUGGAGGAUAUGUUAGCAGUCCUCCCAUGUACAUAUGAGCAGACGAGAUUAGCGAGACUACUAAAAGAGCAGAGACCUAAACCUGUAGCGGUGACAUGGAGCCGCUUCAGGGAGAUCUUUUUCGAGAAAUACUCCCCCACUACUGUUAAAAGUGCGAAGGCAGCAGAGUUCUUGCACUUGACGCAAGGGUCGAUAACAGUACAAAAAUAUGUAGCUAGAUUCAUCGAACUAUCCCGGUUUGCCACAUAUUUGGUGCCAGAUGAGGAGAAGAUGGCGAGGAAGUUCGAGGAGGGCCUGAGACAGAGCUUGUUUGAGCAGGUCAUAGGCUUCUGGGCCCAGACUUUUUGCAGAGGUAGUGCAUAG